Penicillium chermesinum is the source of this 513-nucleotide messenger RNA. RefSeq lists its product as uncharacterized. Bases 1 to 513 code for a protein of 170 amino acids. NCBI's taxonomy places the organism in Eukaryota, Fungi, Ascomycota, Eurotiomycetes, Eurotiales, Aspergillaceae. The transcript is spliced from 2 exons. The record is from RefSeq and is a predicted model, not a curated record.
AUGAAGCUCAACUUUGCCCACGGUAUCACCGCCGCUCUUCUGGCCCCCAGUGCCUUUGCCAUGUCGCCUGAGCCUACUGGCAUCCCAACUGGAGGUUUCCCCUUUCCCACUGGCAGUUUUCCUGGAGGCUUCCCCGGUGGUUUUCCGGGUGGCGGCUCUGGUGGCUUUCCUGGAGGCGGCAGCAUGCCUUCUGGGAUUCCCUCUGGCUUCCCUAUUCCUGCUGGAGGCUUCCCCGGUGGUUCUUCUGGUGGCUCCCCAUCUAGCGGUGGUCUGGGUGGUCUGCUCGGCGAUAUUCCGGGUGGCAAGCGCAACUUCUUCCACCACGGCCAUGGCCACCAUGACGGUAGCGCUCCCACUGGCUUCCCGACUGACUUCCCUGAAGGUAGCACCCCUACUCCCACUGGCGCUUUCCCUGGUGGUGGCUCCUCUAGCGUCCCUUUCCCUAGCCCAACUCCUCCCGCGGGGCCUUUCCAGCGCAUUCACGCCCGCCAGAUGCGCCCCAUCCAAAGUUAG